CCAACUAUUACUUUCAUCGCCAUAUUCUAUAAAGCUACAACCAAAGCACAAAAGCCAUAUAGCAUCGACUGUGAUCUUCUUGUCUCCACCUCUUUCUUCACAUCAAUAUGAGCUCCAAAAACUCAAAUUUGGCAAUCUCAUACACUUUGGUGUUGCUGCUUGUUGGCUUUGCAAGCUCAGACUUGGAUCAAGACAGAGCAGAAUGUGCAGAUCAGCUAGUCGGACUCGCCACGUGUCUUCCUUACGUCGGUGGUGAUGCCAAAGCUCCAACCCUAGACUGUUGCACUGGCCUAAAGCAAGUCAUUGAGAAGAGCAAGAAAUGCCUGUGUGUCCUAAUCAAGGACAGAGAUGAUCCCAAUCUUGGCCUCAAGAUAAACAUAACGCUUGCACUAGCCCUCCCAACUCUCUGUCAUUCACCCACUAACAUAUCUGAGUGUGUUACUCUUCUGCAUUUGGCACCUAAUUCAACGGAGGCUAAAAUAUUUGAGGGACACUUGAACAGCACCGAAGGGAACACUACAACAACGGUUGGCAGCGUUAAAGGGAACUCCACCAGCAAUGCAUCAAGUAGCGGUGGGUUGGGAAAGAGGAGGUUGGGAUGGAGCAAAGAUGGUUUGUGGGAUUUUACUAUGUAUUUUCACAUCUUACCCACUUUCUCAUAUUUUGUAGUAUUUUACGGCCCUCCGUAAUGGUCAUCGUUGUUAUUGCUUGUAAAAGAGUAUCAGUGAUAUAUUAAUCUCCCUUCGUAAACUCCUAGCUAGGAAUGAAAUCGAGAUACUGAUAGUAAGUA
Molecule: messenger RNA, 790 nt
Organism: Juglans regia (Persian walnut)
Lineage: Eukaryota; Viridiplantae; Streptophyta; Magnoliopsida; Fagales; Juglandaceae
Product: protein YLS3-like
Exons: 3
Coding region: 108-689 (193 amino acids)
Source: RefSeq, a predicted model, not a curated record